AUGAGAAUCGCGCAUCUACAGGUUAUUUUGCUAGCCUCGCUCUUUGGGGGCUCCGACGCCCUCCUCAAGUGGACGCGGGUAAACCCCAACUUAUGCGCUUUGUUGCUCGGAUUCGGAGGCCCUGACCCGGGAUGCCCUGGUGGUGCGGCGCUGCCUGCCCCCGCUGUGCCGGCACCGGACCCCAAGAAAAUCGCAGCCGAUCACUGCACAAGUAUUGCGAACGGUGCCAUUCCUCUCUUCCGAGCUGAUGGUACCCACUAUGGCUGUUUCAACAAUCCUUGCCAGGAUACCCCCGCUGGCAGUAACCAAAUUCUUGGGGUAUGCCGCUAA
Messenger RNA from Penicillium hordei, 330 nucleotides. RefSeq lists its product as uncharacterized. Lineage: Eukaryota; Fungi; Ascomycota; Eurotiomycetes; Eurotiales; Aspergillaceae. The transcript has a single exon. The coding region runs from base 1 to 330 and encodes 109 amino acids. The record is from RefSeq and is a predicted model, not a curated record.